AUGAUAGAUGAUUUAGAAAAGCUUAGUUGUAAAGAGGAGUUAGAUUUAAGUGAUGUGGAACAUUCACCUUCAGAAGAUAUUAAAGAUUCCGAAGAGAAACCGAAAAAGAGUCGUAAAAGACGACGCCGUGAAAUUGAUAUGAUAAAACUAUCUGAUGAUGAUGACACAGAUGAUGAGGGUCUAUCUAAAAAACUAGUCCGCAAACAAAGCCCGGGACCAAACUCUCCUGCUUCCCACCGUGAACCAAGAACUUGUGUUCUAAAGGCAAGUCAGAAACGAAGACCUCUGUCUCGGUUGCUGGAACAAUUGCUUCGUAAUCUUGAAAAACGUGACCCAAAUCAGUUUUUUGCAUGGCCAGUAAAUGAUAACUUUGCCCCAGGCUAUUCUACUAUUAUAAGAAGACCAAUGGACUUCUCCACUAUGAAACAGAAGAUUGACGAUAAUGAAUAUAGAUCACUGAAUUGUUUUAUUAGUGAUUUCAAGCUGAUGUGUAACAAUGCUAUGAAGUAUAACAAGCCCGGUACAGUUUACCACAAGGCGGCUCGAAGGCUGCUGCAUUCAGGCUUGAAACAGCUAACACCGCAGAAGUUACGACCACUUGGAGACAUUCUCACCUACAUGUAUGAGAUACCAAUUAGGGAGCUUGGCUUCGACAUCGGGAAAAUGGAUGUGCAUAAGGUGCUGAAACGCAGUAGCCCAAUCAAGAGCGGUGGGUCAGAGUGUGAAACCGUGUCUGAUGGUCAAGAGAGACAAGACUCUGGUGAUAGUGUGAAGAUACAGAUGGAGGCUGCUAGAGAGCAACAUAGACGGCGAUUGGCAAAGAAAGCCUUUCCCCGAAUGGAUGGGGACGGUAAGACUACCCUGUGUCUGGUUACACACCCAGUGGACAACAACAGUGAAGAGAAACCACUUACCCUUGGCCAGUAUAUCGGGAAGCUCACACAGGGCACGGGAUCUUUGCACACGACUCGCGAGGAUCGCCGCAACUUGGCUAAAUGCGUGAAACCUUUAAACUACGGUCCAUUCAGCUCUUAUGCACCUUCGUAUGAUGGUACUUUCUCGACGCUAACUAAAGACGAGACUCAUCUAAUAUACCAUACUUUACCGUCAGAGACAGGCCAGGGCAAUGAGGAGAUGCUGCGGUUCGCCACGGAUUCUCCAUGGGCGGUUAUAUACGACAUGGAGGCGCUAUUCCCCGGCAAGAAGUCUCAGUCUGAACAGACCGCGCAAAAGGACGAUAAUGAUUCAUCAAAAGUCAAAAUAGAUAUAGAAGAACUCCGCGCCCUCUCGUCUGAAAUGGGCAUAGACACGGAGUAUCUUACAGAAAUCGAAGAGGAAGUGGCCGCUGCGCAGCACGACUACGGAAUCUCGGCGGCAUUGCGCCACACGGGAGAUCUCAUUGCCAAACUUGAAAAGGAACAAAAGGAUCGGCUCUCCGCCCCGCCCCCGUGGCACUUGUCACUAUGCCCGAAGCCGAAUGGAGCUGAACGUGAGCUGGCCCGCUUAACAGCCAGCUGCCUUCGAUCUAUGAUCCAGCGGGUACCGCCCAAACAUGUAGCGCCGGUCACUGAGAUACGACGUGCUAUGGGCGUUACGCUUGAACAUCUUGAUACUCCAAUGGCGGUAGAUGACUUCGAGCUAGACCUCCACGAACUGCGAGACAUUUCAGAUCCAGAUUCGAGAUCCAGUCACGACAAAUAA
Leptosia nina is the source of this 1701-nucleotide messenger RNA. NCBI's taxonomy places the organism in Eukaryota, Metazoa, Arthropoda, Insecta, Lepidoptera, Pieridae. The record is from the annotation of a GenBank genome assembly.